Messenger RNA from Penicillium salamii, 1056 nucleotides. The record is from the annotation of a GenBank genome assembly. Lineage: Eukaryota; Fungi; Ascomycota; Eurotiomycetes; Eurotiales; Aspergillaceae.
AUGAAAGCUACGGGCAAGAUCUCCUCCUGGUAUGUUGCGGAUCUUGUUCUUUCUCGUCCAGAUGCGAAGGUUCGCCAUAUCGUGGAGGCCAUUGGAACGUCGGACACGAGCCGUGGUAGAUUGUUUGCUCAGCAGUACUGCCCGGAAGAAACUCCCAAGAUCUACGGCACCUACGAAGAAGUCUACCAGGACCCGAACGUCGAUAUCGUCUAUAUAGGGACACCGCACGCAUUCCACAAAAAGAACUGCUUGGACGCGAUUGCAGCAGGCAAACACGUACUUUGUGAGAAGCCUUUCACCCUGAAUGCCCGCGAGGCCAAAGAGAUAUUUGAGGCAGCGAGAGAAAAAGGUAUUUUCAUUGCCGAGGCCAUGUGGUUGCGUCAUCGUCCAUUGACUCUUGAGCUUCAACGACUUCUUCAUCAAGAGAAGGCAAUUGGCGAAAUAUUCCAAGCAACUUCGCAUUUCGGGUCAGAGAUCGACAUUCCAAAUCUGCCAUUGGACAAGUACUACCGACAAAACUCUAUGGGAGCCGGCUCUCUUCUUGACAUCGGCAUCUACGCACUGACGUGGAUCGUACUGAGCCUGGACUCUGAUCUUGAAGCAGGCCGCCCAAAACCAAACAUCUUGGCAGCUCAGAAUCAUUGGGAGGAUGUUGAGAUAAUCUCAACUGCCAUCCUGCAGUACCCUUCUACUGGUAGACAAGGUAUCGCGACCUCGACUACAAUGGCAAUUGGAAAUCCAGAUCUACUUGCUCGGAUUCAAGGCACUACCGGUUCCAUCGAGGUUCACGGCUCUUGCCCCUCGGCUCCCGAUGCUUUCACCGUCUAUCCGUCAUUUAAGAUGGGCGCAGGAGACGAAGUUUCCCGCAGUGGAGGCAAGAAAUAUGAUUUCUCGGCUCCAGGCCGUGGUUUUCAAUAUCAAGCAGAUAACAUUGCUUUGGAUGUACUCGGUGGACGGCUGGAAAGCUCUAUCGUACCUCAGUCCGAGACCAUUCGCAUGAUGGAAAUAAUGGAUGAGAUUCGACGCCAGGGAGGGACAAAAUACCCAACGGACUAA